Molecule: messenger RNA, 344 nt
Organism: Stegastes partitus (bicolor damselfish)
Lineage: Eukaryota; Metazoa; Chordata; Actinopteri; Pomacentridae
Product: chymotrypsin B-like
Exons: 4
Biological process (GO): proteolysis
Molecular function (GO): serine-type endopeptidase activity
Source: RefSeq, a predicted model, not a curated record
AUGGCCUUCCUCUGGUUCGUGUCCUGCCUCGCCUUCGUCAGCGCCGCCUACGGCUGCGGCACUCCGGCCAUCCCCCCCGAGGUGACCGGCUACGCUCGCAUCGUGAACGGAGAGGAGGCGGUGCCUCACUCCUGGCCCUGGCAGGUGUCUCUGCAGCAAUCCAACGGUUUCCACUUCUGUGGAGGGUCUCUGAUCAAUGAGAACUGGGUGGUGACCGCCGCUCACUGCAACGUCAGGACCUACCACCGUGUGAUCGCCGGAGAGCACAAUAAGGGCUACGGCUCCAACGAGGAUGUCCAGGUGCUGAAGCCUGCACAGGUGAGUCACAGUCCUCAGUCCAUCAG